AUCCGCAAGUUUGACUCUUCAGAGUUGCUGUAGUCCAGGAAGUAAUGUUUCACAACGAACUGUCUUGCGGUGCCUUGACGUUCACAGAUUGACUGACAUCCAGUGGGGGGGUUGUGUAAACGGAGCUUAACCGGUUCUGUCCACCAACAAAAUGCGACUUCUAAAAGCAGGACUAACCUUGGGUCAAACACAUUUAAGGAAACGGGGAACACUGACAUUAAAAAAGGUGUUGAUUAACAGUUGUCGGUCGUGCUCCUCUGGUAUCGUUCCCAAUGAAAGAAUCCGCAACAUCGGAAUCUCGGCGCACAUCGACUCGGGGAAGACCACACUCACCGAGCGCGUCCUCUUCUACACGGGCAGGAUAGCAGAGAUCCACGAGGUAAAGGGAAAAGAUGGAGUCGGAGCCACCAUGGACUCGAUGGAGCUGGAGAGGCAGAGAGGCAUCACCAUCCAGUCAGCUGCCACAUACACCAUCUAUAAGGAUUACAACAUCAACAUCAUCGACACCCCAGGCCAUGUGGACUUCACCAUCGAGGUGGAGCGAGCCCUGCGUGUUUUGGACGGGGCGUUCCUGGUCCUAUGUGCGGUUGGAGGGGUCCAAUGCCAGACCCUGACCGUGAACAGACAAAUGAAACGCUACAACGUUCCCUUCCUCACCUUCAUCAACAAGCUGGACCGCAUGGGAGCCAACCCCAACCGCGCCCUGCAGGCCAUGAGGACCAAGCUGAACCAUAAUGCAGCCUUUGUGAACAUCCCCAUCGGUCUGGAGGGGAACGUGAAGGGCAUCAUAGACCUCAUAGAGGAGCGCAGCAUGUACUUCGAGGGCCCAUUCGGACAGAAUAUCCGGUUGGAUGAGAUCCCGGCGGAGUUCCGUGUGGAGGCUGCAGACAGCAGACAGGAGCUGGUGGAGUGUGUGGCUGACGCUGACGAGACCCUGGGAGAGAUGUUUCUGGAGGAGAGGAUCCCCACCGUGCCAGAACUCAAGGCAGCCAUACGCAGGGCCACAGUGCAGCGCCUCUUCAGCCCCGUGCUGGUGGGAACUGCCCUGAAGAACAAGGGGGUCCAGCCUCUAUUGAACGCAGUGCUGGAUUAUCUUCCCAACCCCACAGAGGUCAAUAACUACGCCCUCUUCAACGAUGAGGAGUCCAGUGACAGCAUUAAGAUCCUGAUGGAUCCAACCAGAGACGCCUCGCAGCCCUUCGUUGGCCUGGCCUUCAAACUGGAGGCGGGUCGGUUUGGUCAGCUGACGUACGUGCGUGUGUACCAGGGCUGUCUGAAGAAGACUGAGUACAUCGUCAACACACGCACAGGCAAGAAGGUCCGUGUGCAGAGGCUAGUGCGUCUCCAUGCCGACCAGAUGGAGGAUGUGGAGGAGGUGUAUGCAGGGGACAUCUGUGCCCUAUUUGGGAUCGACUGUGCCAGCGGAGACACCUUCACCUCCCGGACCAGCGCCAACCUCUCCAUGGAGUCCAUCCACAUACCAGAGGCUGUCAUCUCCAUGUCUAUGAAGCCGUCCAACAAGAAUGACACGGAUAAGUUCUCUAAAGGCAUCAACCGCUUCACCAGAGAAGACCCCACGUUCAGGGUCCACUUUGACACAGAAAGCAAGGAGACUAUCAUCUCUGGUAUGGGAGAGCUGCACCUGGAGAUCUACUCACAGAGGAUGGAGAGAGAGUACAACUGCCCCUGUGUGAUGGGAAAGCCCAAGGUAGCCUUCAGGGAGAGCGUGACCAGUGCGGAACCGUUUGACUUUACCCAUAAGAAGCAGUCUGGUGGUUCUGGGCAGUACGGUAAAGUGAUAGGAUUUCUUGAACCUCUGGACCAAGAAAACUACACAAAAGUGGAGUUUGAAGACCAGACUGUUGGAACCAACAUCCCCAAACAGUUUGUGCCGGUUGUUGAGAAGGGAUUCAGAGAGGCCUGUGAGAAAGGCCCUCUGACUGGUCACAAGAUCUCAGGCGUCAAGUUCCUAUUGGAAGACGGAGCGCAUCACAUGGUGGACUCGAAUGAGAUCUCCUUCAUCCGUGCAGGGGAGUCCAAACUGAACUACACUCUCUACACGCUCUUAAACAAGGUGGCCAUGGAGAAGGCCAACGCUGCCGUGCUGGAGCCAAUCAUGUCAGUAGAAAUUGUGGCGCCCGAUGAGUUCCAAGGGACAGUCAUCGCCGGGGUCAACCGUCACCAUGGCGUUAUCAGUGGGCAGGAUGGGGCAGAGGGCUACUUUACGCUGUAUGCUGAUAUUCCACUGAAUGACAUGUUUGGUUACGCCACAGAGCUCCGGUCCUGUACAGAGGGGAAAGGAGAGUACACCAUGGAGUAUAGCAGAUACCAGCCAUGUCUGCCCAGCACUCAGGAGGAGCUCAUCAACAAAUACCUGGAGUCAACGGGACAGCUGCCUGCCAAGAAGGGGAAGAACUGAGGAUGGACAACACACACCAUCAAUGAAUUGUAAACACAUUACAGAGCGGUUGAAUGGAGAUGAAGGUUGGGACUAAUAACAAUAACUAAUGUAAAACAUACGGUGUGCAUAAAACGUAUAUAGGUUAAGAACUUCUGUGAAAGAGCAUAGUUUGAAAGAUAUGGCAAAUAAAAAUCUAACCGGAUGUACAUCAGAAAUAGAUGGGAGAGGUUGAGGAAGGACAGGAGUAAAAACAAACAAAAUAGAACUAUUGUAAAAUAGACUGUCCAUAAAAUGUAUAUAGUAUGUAGAAGCUGGAAGUAGAAGCCUAAGUGUUGUUUACUCCAAUUAGGGUAGGGGUGGUAGGGUUAGAAAGUAAUGAAGGAAACUAAUGUUUAAGAUAUCUAUGUACCAGUCAAAAGUUGACACCUACUCAUUCAAGUUUUUUUUCUGCUAUAUUGUAGAAUAAUAGUGAAGACAUCAAAACUAUGAAAUGGCACAUGUGGAAUCAUGUAUUAACCAAAAAGUGUUAAUUUUAUAUUUGAGAUUCUUCAAAGUAGCCACCCUUUGCCUUGAUGACAGCUUUGCA
Salmo salar (Atlantic salmon) is the source of this 2987-nucleotide messenger RNA. Its product is annotated as elongation factor G, mitochondrial-like. Gene Ontology annotation, molecular function: GTPase activity; GTP binding; translation elongation factor activity. The record is from RefSeq and is a predicted model, not a curated record. Lineage: Eukaryota; Metazoa; Chordata; Actinopteri; Salmoniformes; Salmonidae. Gene Ontology annotation, biological process: mitochondrial translational elongation. Gene Ontology annotation, cellular component: mitochondrion.